Cylindrotheca closterium is the source of this 987-nucleotide messenger RNA. The record is from the annotation of a GenBank genome assembly. Lineage: Eukaryota; Bacillariophyta; Bacillariophyceae; Bacillariales; Bacillariaceae.
AUGAAUCAUCAUCGUACCGCAUCUCAUCCCAUCGAAGUUUGCAGAGCACUUCUCUUGGGGCACCACCAAGGGCAGCAACAGUUUGAAACAACAGCACCAGAGCUGAUACAGACGACUAGUUGUGGCCCGACACACCUAGCUGAUUUACGUCUAGGCAUGCUGACACCCUUGCCUUUGGACUUCUCCUCCGCAAACCUCUUUGGCCAGUCCCUGGCCCCCACUCUUGGUGACGCUUUCGAGCCCACUCCAUUUCGUGCUAACCACAAACACGACUCCUCCUCCAAGCAGAGCUGGGACUCUGAAACCUCCAUUGUUGGACAGCAAGAAUCAACAUGCAGCCCAGACUAUCUUUGCAGCAAAGGGAAACACAUUUUGUCUUCACCUCUUGCAACACCUUCCACUGUUUCAGUACAGUCGAGUUCUGAAAGCUGUCAAUUUGAGGAUCAUUAUUCAAAUGACGAGCAUCAUCAACAAGACAGUGAGUCUGAAUCCACGGAUCAGUUCAGUCGAUACCAGCAGAGUCAUUGGGAGGGACAGUAUCGAGCACUUGUACAGUUCAGACGUGAAACUGGACAUUGCCGCGUACCUCACAAGUACAAGGCCAAUCUUGGUCUAGCGCGGUGGGUAAAACGCCAACGCUAUCAGUAUCGGCUUCGCCAAGAAGGUGAUCUAACUUCCACCAUGACAGACUACCGGCUCCAAAAGCUUGAGAAGGUUGGUUUUAUAUGGUUCUCUCAUGCUUCCACAUGGGAACAACGGCUUAUGGAGCUAAAGGCCUUUCGGGAUGAGAAUGGACAUUGCAAUGUUUCUUCCAGCUACCCAGCCAAUCCAAAGCUAGCAGUGUGGGUAAAGUGCCAGAGAAGGCAGCACAAAUUGUUCAAGCUUUCAAAAUCUUCGCAUAUGACACCUGAAAGGAUCGAGGCACUAGAAGAAAUUGGCUUUAAAUGGGAGCUUCGGCAGGGCGUCAAACCAAACUUGCAAAGGUAA